AUGCCCCAAUACUACAAAACCAUCCCCUCAAACCUCAAAACCUGGGCCCUCUCUCAACCUCUCUUCUUCACUGCUAGUGCCCCCCUCAAAGGUUCUCAUAUAAACAUUUCCCCAAAGGGUCUUCCAACAUCUUCUCUCGCCAUCCCGACUGAAUCCACACUUCUCUACCUUGACUCUACGGGAUCCGGUUGCGAAACCAUUUCCCAUCUCUACGAAAAUGGUCGAAUUACCAUAAUGCUCUGCUCAUUCGAUCAAAGUCCUCGCAUUCUUCGGUUUUUCUGUCGUGGUCGGGUUGUAGAACACGGAACUGCGGAGUAUAAUUUACUCCUCCCGAGUCUUGGCACUGGGGAAAAGAGCAAUGGAAAGGGGAUACCCACUGCGAGAGCUAUCAUCUAUUGCGAUGUAUUUAAAGUACAAACAUCAUGUGGUUAUGGUGUCCCUCUCUUUCUGGAAGGUAAAUGGGAGGAUAGGGAUACUUUAAAUAAUUGGGGUCAGAAGCAGGUGGACAAUGGAAAGCUGGGAGAGUACCAAGUGAACAACAACGUGAGGAGUCUGGACGGACUACCCGGGCUAAGAAAUGCAAGGAGGAUGAAAGGAGAAUGGACAAGGACGGUGGAAGGGUGGGUGGUGCUCUUAAGGGUUUGGGGAUAUCUCGCCUGUUUUCUAAUGGGAUUGUUCUUGGGUAUUUUAGUUGUAGGAACCACCUCAGGCGGUCUAGGAGAAAUCCUCUGGAAGCUAGAUGGAAAGGGAUUUGCUGCCGACUGGUGA
This is a messenger RNA of Orbilia oligospora ATCC 24927, 768 nucleotides long. RefSeq lists its product as uncharacterized. The record is from RefSeq and is a predicted model, not a curated record. The coding region runs from base 1 to 768 and encodes 255 amino acids. Lineage: Eukaryota; Fungi; Ascomycota; Orbiliomycetes; Orbiliales; Orbiliaceae. The transcript has a single exon.